AUGUCUGAACAGUCAGAAGUCGAGAAAGUCUCCGAACAAAACAAACAAAUUAUAGGAAAGGAUGGAAAACCAGUUAAAUACCUUCGUGGAAAAAAGGAAAAAAAGCAAAAAAUACAAACUGAAAAGCCACCUUCACCUGAUCCAGCAAUAUAUAUUGAUGCUCGUGUUGGAAAAAUCAUUCAUGUUGAGCCAGUCGAAAAUUCCGAGUUUCUUUAUACAGAAGAUGUCGACGUUGGAAAUGGAAUUACCAAACAUAUUGUUACAAGUGUCAGAAAUUAUUACACACUUGAGCAAUUACAAGACAGAAGGGUUUGCGUCUUCGUAAACAUGCAUCCAGCUAAAAUGUGUGGUGAAACAUCAGAAGCAAUGCUAUUUGGUGCAACUACAAAAGAUCCUGACAGAUGUGAGCUUUUGGAUCCUCCAUCUAACUCCCCAGUUGGAGCCCGAAUCUUCUUUGGACAUUUCACUGAAGGUGAAGUAACCGGACAAGACCGCCGCAAUUCUCAUUGGAAGAAAAUGCUUGAGCACUUGAGCAUCAAUGAUCAAGGAAUUGCAUGCUACAAAGAUGAGCCACUUCAUACUGCUGAAGGAAAUAUUACUGUUCCAAGUCUAAGAAAUUGUGGUUUUCAUUAA
Molecule: messenger RNA, 633 nt
Organism: Trichomonas vaginalis G3
Lineage: Eukaryota; Parabasalia; Trichomonadida; Trichomonadidae
Product: tRNA binding
Exons: 1
Coding region: 1-633 (210 amino acids)
Molecular function (GO): tRNA binding
Source: RefSeq, a predicted model, not a curated record